Messenger RNA from Hibiscus syriacus, 989 nucleotides. RefSeq names its product BI1-like protein. The record is from RefSeq and is a predicted model, not a curated record. Lineage: Eukaryota; Viridiplantae; Streptophyta; Magnoliopsida; Malvales; Malvaceae. The transcript is spliced from 4 exons. Gene Ontology annotation, cellular component: membrane. Bases 49 to 795 code for a protein of 248 amino acids.
UCUACUUUUCUUUUUUUCUUCCGGGAAAACAAGCAACUAAAAAGUAAGAUGUACGGAUUCGAGCGCGUAAGCAACACGAGUGGCAGCAAGGCCGAUGAGAUCGAUCUAGAGUCAGGGGAGACUUUAUACCCUGGACUCACCUACGGCGAGAACCAGCUCCGCUGGGGCUUUAUCCGCAAGGUUUACGGCAUCCUGGCGGCCCAGCUGAUUCUAACCACCGUCGUCUCCGCCUUCGUCGUUUUGUCGGCUCCGGUCAACGAUCUCCUCCGUGGAAAUUCCGGCCUCUUACUCUUCCUCUGUUUAAUCCCCUUCAUCUUGUUAUGGCCGUUGCAUGUCUAUCACCAAAAGCACCCUGUGAAUUUGGUUAUCCUCAGCCUCUUCACUGUGUCACUGAGUCUCACAGUGGGUGUGAGCUGUGCUAAUACCGAUGGAAGAACUGUGCUUGAAGCGCUAAUAUUGACAGCAGCAGUGGUUGCAUCUCUUACUGGCUACACUUUCUGGGCAUCGAAGAAGGGCAAGGACUUUAGCUAUCUCGGACCCAUUUUGUUCACCAGCCUUAUUGUCCUUAUCUUAACUGGUGUAAUCCAGAUGUUCUUCCCACUUGGACCAGCAUCUACAGCUGUUUAUGGUGGAAUAGGUGCCAUGAUUUUCUGUGGGUAUAUAGUGUACGACACCGACAACCUGAUCAAACGUUUCACAUACGAUGAUUACAUAUUGGCCUCAGCCACUUUGUAUUUGGACAUCCUGAAUUUGUUCAUUUCCAUUUUACGGGUCCUGAGAUCCGGGGAUAACUAGUUAUACACCGUUUCUCUUAAGGUGGACUGGGAAAGAACCGGAAGUUAUUGCCUGAGGAACAGGAAAAAUAUUACCAGACUUGAAAAAUUCUUGUAUUUGUGCCAUGUUUGACUUUACUCGCCACAACUAAGCUGGUUGCACAGUUGUUUUUCAAAUGAAUAUGGAAUAUGCUUAUGCUUCCUUUAUUUGCUGCA